AUUAAUUAAAUUAACAAAAUGUCGCUACUAUGGAUGGGUGCUUUCAAAAUAUCAAUGAUAAUCGGAGUAACUUAUGUGGUUAUUACCAGAAAAAUUAGUAAUUUAAGAACUCUUACAGUCGAAGAAGUGUACAAAGAUCGCGACCAAUUCGCAGCCUUAGUACGCGAAGUAGCAGCUCCUGAUGUUGGUCGUAUGGGCAUCGAGAUACUGUCCUUUACCAUCAAGGACGUCUACGAUCACGUUCAAUAUUUGGCCUCACUUGGCAAAACACAAACCGCGAUUGUUAAACGCGAUGCGGACGCCGGCGUUGCCGAAGCCAAUCGUGAUGCAGGCAUACGCGAGGCAGAAUGUGAAAAGAGUGCCAUGGAUGUUAAAUAUUCUACAGAUACAAAAAUUGAAGAUAACACGCGUAUGUUCAAAUUGCAAAAGGCCAAUUUCGAUCAGGAAAUCAAUACAGCCAAGGCAGAGGCACAAUUGGCGUACGAACUGCAAGCAGCGAAAAUUCGCCAGAGAAUACGUAACGAAGAAAUACAAAUCGAAGUGGUUGAACGACGUAAACAAAUCGAAAUCGAAUCUCAAGAAGUACAACGUAAAGACCGUGAAUUGAUGGCAACUAUCAAAUUGCCAGCAGAAGCAGAAUCUUUUCGUGUACAAACCAUUGCGCAGGGCAAACAAUGUCAAACAAUUGAAACUGCUCGUGCUGAAGCUGAGAAAAUACGUAAAAUUGGUGCAGCUGAGGCCCACGCCAUUGAGUUGGUUGGUAAAGCUGAAGCUGAGCGUAUGCGUAUGAAAGCCCAUGUUUAUAAACAAUAUGGAGAUGCUGCCAUUAUGAAUAUUGUUCUAGAAUCAUUACCAAAGAUUGCUGCUGAAGUAGCUGCACCAUUAGCUAAAACGGAAGAAAUCGUGCUUAUUGGAGGCAACGAUAAUGUUACCAAUGACGUCACACGUCUGGUAGCACAAUUGCCACCUUCAAUAAAUGCAUUAACUGGUGUUGAUUUAUCGAAGGUGCUAGCCAAAAUACCCGGAGCCAAAGCGUGAGAUUUACCAAUAAAUGCAUAUUUACAGAAAGGCAACGUGACAAUGGCAAAUUGACAUAACAACCACAGAAUGGACAAUGGAAAUUAAUGGAAAAUGUAAACAAAAUAUUCAGUAGAAAACAAAAUCGUAAAAUCAAAAAUAAAAUAAAAGAAUAAAAGAACCUUAUCAAAAGAAAAAUGAAAGAAGGGAAGUAAGCAAAAUAAAUACUUAAAAAGAGCAGGUAACAGAAAUGCGUUUUGUUUUUAAAUGACAAAGCAAGAACUUAAAAAUCAAGUCAAGAACAACGACAGAAAUUGCAAAAAAAAAAAAACAAUAAAUAAAAAAAAACACAAAUUAAGUAAAACAAAGAAUGUAGUUCUUUAAUAUAUAAAAAUUUAUAAAUAAUUGAAAAAAAAACACACUUAACUUUAUGAGACAACUCUUCCAUAAAGCACGGUCAAAUGUAUGUAAAGCAACAAAUUAUACAAGAAGAAAAGUAGAAAAUGAUUUAUUAUUGAAUUUAGAGAA
Messenger RNA from Teleopsis dalmanni, 1545 nucleotides. RefSeq names its product flotillin-2. The coding region runs from base 19 to 1038 and encodes 339 amino acids. Gene Ontology annotation, biological process: regulation of myoblast differentiation; protein localization to plasma membrane. Lineage: Eukaryota; Metazoa; Arthropoda; Insecta; Diptera; Diopsidae. Gene Ontology annotation, cellular component: plasma membrane. The record is from RefSeq and is a predicted model, not a curated record. The transcript has 5 exons.